Molecule: messenger RNA, 951 nt
Organism: Gamsiella multidivaricata
Lineage: Eukaryota; Fungi; Mortierellomycota; Mortierellomycetes; Mortierellales; Mortierellaceae
Exons: 7
Coding region: 1-951 (316 amino acids)
Cellular component (GO): cytosol
Molecular function (GO): 3'-5'-DNA exonuclease activity
Source: RefSeq, a predicted model, not a curated record
AUGCCUCCAAAAUUUAUCGAUAUCGGCAUCAAUUUGACCAGUUCAAUGUUCCAUGGUGUCUACCAUGGAAAACGCGUUCAUGCGGAUGACUUUUCGCAUGUAAUGCAGCGAGCACGACGUGCCGGUGUUGAUAAGAUGAUCAUCACGGCCGGCAAUAUCAAGGAUUGUCAUCGCGCACUUGAGAUCGCCAAGGACGACGAUGAACUAUUCUUCACUGUCGGCUGUCAUCCCACAAGAUGCUCCGAGUUCGAACGGUAUAAGGACGGCCCUGACGCCUACUUCAAUGUUUUGAGGGCCAUGUUUCAAGACCCUGCUACGAAAUCGAAAAUCGUCGCCGUAGGAGAAUGUGGGCUUGAUUACGACCGGCUCUUUCUCUGUCCUAAGGAGACCCAGAUCAAGUACUUUGAACACCAGUUCGAGUUGGCGGAGAUGACCGGUUUACCGAUGUUCCUGCAUGAUAGAAAUACGGCUGGUGACUUUGCCCGUAUGAUUAGCGAGAACCGAAAGAGGUUCAAGGAUGGUGUCGUCCAUUCUUUCACAGGUACAAUGGAGGAACUAAAGUUUUACAUUGACCUGGGCCUGUAUAUCAGCAUCAAUGGAUGCUCAAUGAAGACUGAAGAGAACCUCAAAGUCGCAGCGAGUGUGCCUCUGGAUCGCCUCAUGCUAGAGACCGAUGGACCUUACUGUGAAAUCCGAACUACACAUGCGUCUUUCAAAUAUCUCGAGGCGAUGACUGAGGAACAGCAGGCACUAUACAAACCUCCUGCCAAGAACAAAGAACGCUUCGAGCUUGGGUUGACGGUCAAGAGCAGAAAUGAGCCUUGCGCUAUGGGCCAAGUGUUAACUAUCCUCGCGCAUUUACGCAAUAUGGAUCCCGAUGAGUUGGCGGCAAUUUGCUACAAGAAUACCCUCCGGGUUUUCUUCCCUGAGGAGGCUGAAAACGCCGACUAG